Messenger RNA from Zootoca vivipara (common lizard), 2023 nucleotides. It is a transcript of the gene KY, whose product is annotated as kyphoscoliosis peptidase. Gene Ontology annotation, cellular component: cytoplasm. The record is from RefSeq and is a predicted model, not a curated record. Lineage: Eukaryota; Metazoa; Chordata; Lepidosauria; Squamata; Lacertidae. Gene Ontology annotation, biological process: neuromuscular junction development; muscle organ development.
UACCCAGGGCACUUGGCAGCGGUAGCAGCAGUAGCAUUUGGACUUCUAAGAGGAAGGCAGGAGAGGCAAUGCUCUGAUGGGGACUAUGGAGUUUCAGAAAGACCCCAGUGCAGUAGCUCUAGAAAUGCUCUUGAUAGUCCAGCCUGAGAAGAGGAAGCUGGUGCAGAGGCUGCAGGUAGACAGACAGACGGAGAGCCAUGCUUCACAUCAAAGCGAAGGCCAUGCAGCUCAGAUGCAGCAAGUCAUUACUUCCUGCUCUGCCCAAGGAACCCACGUGACCGUAGAGGUACAUGCUAGAAAUUCCACCCCACAGUUAUUCAAAAAACUCUCCUUUGGGAAAGGUUUUCCAGAGAACAGAAAACGCAGACCCCGUCCACCGGGUUUGAAGGACCAGCACGCUUACCCAUGGGACAAGUCAUGCUUGAAAUCCUUACCUUUUGACCUAAAGGACUUUGAGAAAUUGGAUGCAUAUGCAACAAAGGUGACUGCCAAGAGUACUGUGGAGGAGCUAGUGAAAACCUUGCUUCGCAUAGCACGCACCGACCUGGAAAAGGUUAGGGCCAUUUGGACAUGGAUUUGCCAUCAUAUAGAAUAUGAUAUUGUGGGCUUCUUUAACAAAGACCAGCAGUCUUUCAAGCCCAAGGAUGUUCUCCAGAGCGGAAAGAGCAUUUGCGAGGGAUACGCUGGGCUCUUUGAACAAAUGUGCAGUAUUGCAGGAGUGCAAUGCAUGAAUUUAUCUGGUUAUUCUAAAGGCCAUGGCUACAGGGCUGGGGAGACUUUCACAGGAGAGUAUGACCAUGCCUGGAAUGCCGUUUACCUUGAUGGAAGGUGGCAUUUGGUGGACAGCACCUGGGGAAGUGGCUCCAUUGAUGACUGCUUCAGCAAAUUUACCUUCAGAUACAACGAAUUUUAUUUCCUCACCCACCCCGCCCUAUUUAUUAAUAAUCAUUUCCCAGACAACAGCAAUUGGCAGCUCCUCAAACCAGCUGUGACAUUGAAACAGUUUGAGAGCAACAUGUUAUAUAAGAGUGACUUUUACAUGAUGGGAUUGCUGGCAGCCCACCCAGAAACACCAAUUAUUCAAACAGUAAAUGGGAAAGUAGUAGUAGCUGUGGAGACUCGUUUGCCGAUGCUGUUCAUGUUUGAACUGAAAGGGGCAAAGGAAUAUAGCUUGAUGACUCUGAAGAGGAAUGGGAUGAAUCUGGAGCUCUACCCACAGAAGACGGGGACCCAUAAGCUACAGAUCUAUGCCAAACCAUCCAAGGGCUCAGAUGAAGUCUACAACUGUGUGAUAGAAUAUACAUUAGAGUGUAGCUCUGUAGACAGGAACGUCUGCUUUCCAAAGGAACUUCAUCAACCUGUUGGGCCCAGCUGGUUCUCAGAGAGACAAGGAUUCCUCAAGCCCUCACAAAAAGGCCCAAUCAUUCAUACCAGUGACGGUCGCUACGAUCUCAGCUUCAUCCUUAGUAAGGACUUGAGUGUUUUAGCUUCCCUGCAUUCGGGCAACGUAAGCCUCAGCGAGGAUACAACAAGACGGCACAUCUUGCAAACUUGCCAAGGAAACCAGGUAGACUUUAAGAUCCAUCUUCCUCAUGCAGGGAACUUUGCUUUUAAAAUCUUUGCGAAAAAGAAGUCUGAUCCUGGAAAUUAUAACUAUGUCUUCAACUACCUCAUCUGUUGCCCAAACACCAAGGUGAAAUGGCCAGUGUUCCCCCAGACUUAUAGCAAGUGGGUGGAGGGAUAUGAGCUAGUGGAGCCGCUAGCUGGGUUGGUCCCUGCUGACCGCAACAUUAAGUUUAAACUCAAGCUUCAUAGCAUUGCCAAGGCAUUUGUUCAAUGUGAAAAAAUCUGCCCCUUGUCUUUAAGCAAGGAUGGCUACUGGGAGGGAUCUUGCAGCACAUCAGGCUGCACAGAGGUCUAUGUGAUGGUGCUGGAAAAUGCCAAUCACAAGUACUACUCUCACAUCUUGAAAUAUGAAGUAGAGGCACAGUAGGCCACUCCUACUCUUAUCUGUCCACAUGUG